UUGGCAUCUGAACGAGCGCAUUGUUCAGGAAAAGAAAAGAUAUAUAAAACAUAGCAUAUAUAGCUAUUUGAACAUAAUUUUGAAUUUCUAGUGCAGCGCCUGUACACAUUCCGUUCUGAACGGUCCACAUAAUGGUCAAUGAACUGAAUAAGCCCCAAGAUAAUGCCGCACUGAGCGAGGUAUUGGCUGCUUCCAAUCGUCAGUUGGAGGAGAUGCAGGAGGAGCAUCGCCAGCUGCAGGCGGAACUAACACGCUUAAGCGCCCAGCGCCAGCAAUUGAGAAUUGCCACCAGGGAGCAGGAAUCAGUGAGCGUUGUAACCUCUGGCUCACAGUCCUCACAGUCCUCACUCGCUACUGCGGAAAGCGUAGCAACUGAAGAAAGAGACAAUGCAACUACUGGGGAGGACAAAGAAGAAACGGCGAACUAUCUGCAGGAAAAGCUGGCGGAAAUUGCAAAUUUGAAGGCGCAAUUCAAGCGGGUUCAGCAUAUGACCGAUUCGACAAAGCGCAUUGAGGAACAUAUAUCCAGCAUGGAGUCCAAAUCAUCAUCAUCGUCGACGGUGCAAGAGAGUAGACAAACCAUGUCAUCACAAUCUGUACAGUCCAGCAGCAGCACCAGCACCAAGAGUAGCACUAGCAAAAGCGCUUUAUCAUCUGGAACUGAAUCAUCCACAUCUCAAACUGCUCCGGACAAUGCGGAGCUCCUAAAUGCAAUGAUCAAUAUGGUCACGGAUUUCACAAGUGAUUUGCGUGGGCAAGAGGAAAGUUUGCGUGCGGAACGUUUGCGAAUUAAAGCACUGAAGGAGGAAAUUAUACAGCGCAAGCAGAGCAAAUAGAAUAAUACUUAUUGAAUAUAAAUACAACUCACUUGCUGAAUAGCCUAUGUAUACAUAUAUGAAAUAA
This is a messenger RNA of Drosophila arizonae, 903 nucleotides long. RefSeq lists its product as uncharacterized. NCBI's taxonomy places the organism in Eukaryota, Metazoa, Arthropoda, Insecta, Diptera, Drosophilidae. The record is from RefSeq and is a predicted model, not a curated record.